AUGUAUGUGGUGGGAGAUACACCAAGUAUUGGAGCAAUUGAGAGGUUUAUUGCAUCGCAAUGGAACUUUGUAUCAAAACCGAAGGUAUACUAUCACAAUGAUGGCUUCUUCGUAGUGAGAUUCAAAAAUGAAGAGGAAAGGAAUGAAGUAUUAUACUCAGGACCAUGUACAAUCCAAAACAGACCAGUAAUCACUAAGGCAUGGACAACAGAUUUUGAUUUCAAUGAAGAGGUGUUGAAAACACUGCCGCUAUGGGUUAAACUACCAAAUCUGCCUCUGAAUUGUUGGGGAAUGGAUUCCUUGAGUCGUAUAGGUAGUGGAUUGGGAAUUCCAAUGUAUGCUGAUGAAUGUACAACAAAGGUGGAAAGGAUAUCCUAUGCUAGAAUCCUUGUGGAAAUGGACAUUACAAAGCCAUUACCAACAAAGAUAAUAGUUAAGGAUCCGAGUGUUGUUUAUGAUUGGAAACCAACGUAUUGUAGUACUUGCUUACAAUUGGGACAUAACUGCCAAACUAAACAAACACAGCCACAGAUGAACAAGCAGCAGAAACAGAAGCAGGAAUGGAAAACAAAAGAGCAGGAGAAACAAGGAAACACAAAUCACAAGACACAAGAAGCAGCAGGAAAUACAGAACAAGUACCAAAAAUGCAGAAUACAAUGAAAGCAACAACGGAGGAGAAUAGAGGAUGCAAGCAGCAAAAGGAAAAUCAGCCACAAAGAAUACUCAAGCAGCACCAGCAAGAGAGUUAG
Messenger RNA from Nicotiana attenuata, 750 nucleotides. RefSeq lists its product as uncharacterized. The record is from RefSeq and is a predicted model, not a curated record. Bases 1 to 750 code for a protein of 249 amino acids. The transcript has 2 exons. Lineage: Eukaryota; Viridiplantae; Streptophyta; Magnoliopsida; Solanales; Solanaceae.